Plasmodium vinckei vinckei is the source of this 1968-nucleotide messenger RNA. RefSeq names its product Rab3 GTPase-activating protein non-catalytic subunit, putative. The transcript has a single exon. The record is from RefSeq and is a predicted model, not a curated record. Gene Ontology annotation, biological process: regulation of GTPase activity. NCBI's taxonomy places the organism in Eukaryota, Apicomplexa, Aconoidasida, Haemosporida, Plasmodiidae. The coding region runs from base 1 to 1968 and encodes 655 amino acids. Gene Ontology annotation, molecular function: protein binding.
AUGACUAAUGAUGGACAGAGCAAUAUUUUAAAUAAAUGCGACGACUCAGGAGCAAUAGAUAACAUAAAAACUAUUCCUUCACAUAAUAAUGUAAACUCAACAAAUUUUAUAAAAAAUGAAAAUACCCAUAAAGGUGGCUGCCCUUAUGCAGCGAUGAUGGAUCUAUCCGAUCCCCCAGCAAAUCUGCCAAAGGUCUUAGAAAGAGUAACAAAAGAAGACUUGCUCGAAGGUCAUGAAGUGAAGGAAAAUGAAAUUAAGGAGAGUGAAACGAAGAAGGAUGUGGUAGAAGAUCAUGGAAUAAAGAAGGAUGUGGUAGAAGAUCAAGGAAUAAAGAAGGACGUGGUAGAAGAUCAGGGAAUAAAGAAGGACGUACCAAACGAUGCCCCAAAUGACAUAAACAGUAAUAGCGAAGAUGACCAUAUAGAGCUAGAAGAAAUAUUUGCUCUUGAAACUUUAAUGCAAAUAUCUAAUAAUAUAUUUAUAAAUACUCACCAUAGUAUAACAAAAGAUGAUAUAAAUAUAAAAAAUUGUAAAGUAGUUAUAUAUGAGUCAAGUAAUUCUUUACCAGAUUUAAAUGAAGGAGAUGAUGAAUUUAUAAAUAUGUUAUUUUAUUUUCAAAAUAAAAAUUAUAUAUUUUUUCUAAUAUAUUGUUUAAAUAAAAAAAAUGUAGUAUAUUUAAAAUUUUUCAAUCCUUUAUUAAUUGAAAAAGAAAAUAUAGAAUCGAUCAAUUUAUUUUUUGUAAAUAAUUGUUUUCCUCAUAUAGUGCUAGGUCUGAAUAAUGGAAAAAUUUGUUUAUACAAUCAUGAAGGUGUUAUAUGUAUGCAAAAUAAAUUUUUUGAUUGUAAAAUAAAAAAAAUAUUUUUAGAGCAUAAUAAUAAUUAUAUAUUAUUUCUUCAUGAAAAUAAUACAGUUAUAAAUUCAAAUGCAAAUUUAAUUAAACAUGCCUUAGAAUCAAAUAAUAAAAUAAUGCCAAUUGAUUAUAUAUUUACUGUUAAUAAAAAUAUACCUAUAUCCCAUAUAAUACUUAGAUAUAAUAAUACUUUAGAUUCAAUAAAUAGAGAAUUAUAUUCUGUAUUUGGAAAAGAUGAUCUUGCUAAAUAUGUAAAUAUUUGCACAUCAGAAAAGGUAAAUGAAUCUGAAGAGAGUACAAAUAAUUUAAAUUUGAAUGUACCUGGAAAUGCAAGUUAUAUUAUUGCAUCAAAAAAUAUGACAUGGGCUAUUUUAAAUAUAAUUAAACCAAAUACAAAAUUAGAUUUUUUAAUAAGAAGAGAAUGUUAUGGUACUUCAGAAAAACUAAGUUCAAAAAUUAACAACUUUAUAAAAAAUAUAUUUGUAAAAGAUAGUGAACCAUUAUCAAAUACACCUACUAAUAAAAUUCAUAUAAAUAAUACUAAUCAAAAUACACAAAUAAAUAUAAAUAAUAAUAAUAAUCCUAUAUAUGCAUUUAAUACAAAUAUGAUAUAUACCUUUAAUGACCCUAAAAGACAAAUUAUAGAUAUUUGUGUAUGCCCAUGGAAUAACUACUUAGUUUUAGCACUUGAUAACUUAGGAAGACUAUGCUUAUAUAAUAUUUCAAGGUUAAGUAUUUUAUAUAUGUGGAAAAGUUAUAGAUCAGCUUAUAUGAGUUUUAUACUAAAAAAAGAUAAUAAUAAUAAUAAAAUAGCUAAAAAUAUAAAUAAUGAUAAGUCCACAACAAUUAGUAAUACUAAUAUUUUUUAUGUUACUGCAACUGAUAAAAGUUGCAAAAAAGGAAUAUUUUUUUAUAUUAAACCAAGAAAUUUAAUUGAAAUAUGGGAUAUAAAUACAUUAUAUAAAAUAUAUGGUAUAAGAACUUUUGAUGACCCAAUUUUAUUUAAAUUUUUUUUCAAGGAUCAUGAUAUUCCUAAUGAUGUUUAUUUUUUUAAUACAAAUACCCAUGUAUUUGUGAUCAACUCAAAGUUUGAAGUCCUUCAUAUAAAAUGGGUUUAA